AUGGCUUCUAGACUAACAUCUCGCUUAUUAUUUAAUUCAACUCUCCGCUCCCCAGGAACCCUAUCCCCCUCCGUACUCAAUCUCCGUCCUUAUAUAUCACUGAAUUCACCAACUGCCUACCGGUUUGCUCAUACCAUACCUAGGCCGCCUACCUCGAGACCUUCGACCUCGGCAUCAACCUUAAGGAAACAUUAUCCGCCAAAGCGUAUCGAGCCUCACUAUGAACUAACAUUUACUUGCGUACCUUGCGGCGAACGCUCCGCACAUGAAAUAUCGAAACAGGGCUACCAUCAUGGAUCGGUACUCAUCACCUGCCCGUCUUGUCGCAAUCGCCACGUCAUCAGCGACCACUUGAAUAUCUUUGGCGAUCGUAAGAUUACCAUCGAAGAUCUUAUGAAAGAGAAGGGACAACUAGUGAAGAGAGGCACUCUUGGCGAGACCGGCGAUGUCGAAUUCUGGGAAGAUGGGACCGUAAGUAACCGACGGCGAAAGCGAAAUAUUGCCGCCGCUAGGGACAGUACCAGAGAGAAUUCCGCGCAAAAUAAGCAAGACGAUUCAGACGAGGCUUCUCUCUCGCGACAGACGAGAGAUCCCUCAUCACAAUCUACCGACCCGACACCUACAGCGUCGGCGUCGUUGGGGAACACAGACGCUCGCCCGUCAAUAGACAGCACUCAACAUACCGAUCAAGUGCCAUCGACACGACGCCAAUAG
Messenger RNA from Daldinia childiae, 714 nucleotides. RefSeq lists its product as uncharacterized. The record is from RefSeq and is a predicted model, not a curated record. Gene Ontology annotation, molecular function: zinc ion binding; protein-folding chaperone binding. The transcript has a single exon. Gene Ontology annotation, biological process: protein folding; protein import into mitochondrial matrix; protein stabilization. NCBI's taxonomy places the organism in Eukaryota, Fungi, Ascomycota, Sordariomycetes, Xylariales, Hypoxylaceae. The coding region runs from base 1 to 714 and encodes 237 amino acids. Gene Ontology annotation, cellular component: mitochondrion.